AUGUCAAAUGAUAUCGCAGCAAACCGCUCUGGGCUCAAGGACUUUAUUGGUUCCAUAGCGACCAUCUCGGGAGAUCUUUCAAACAUUACUGCACCGCCGUUCGUACUGGCCGAGAACUCGACAGUUGAGAUACCACAGUACUGGGCGGAUCAUCCAUAUCUCUGGGCUGCACCGGCGUUGGAAGAGGACCCUGAGAAACGCGCGUUGCUUGUGCUCAAGAACUUCCUAGGCUCAUUACGAGGACAGCAAUAUGCGGGGCGGAAUGAGGAAGAUGGCGUCAAGAAGCCGUUGAACGCGUUUCUCGGCGAACUCUUCCUCGGAAGCUGGAAUACUGAGGAGCUGGGCGAGACGCGAUUAAUCUCCGAGCAAGUCGGCCACCAUCCACCUGUAACGGCGUGCUAUCUGUGGAACGAUCAAGUUGGGAUCCGGGCGGAGGGGUUUACGGAGCAAGAAAUCACGUUUUCUGGAAACGUCAGUAUCAAACAGAAGGGAUAUGCCAUAGUACAUGUCGACAAGUACGACGAAGAUUACCUCCUUCCACUGCCGAACAUUAAGGUCAAGGGUCUCUUAGGCGGGGUUCCACAUCCGGAGUUGUACGGCGAAUAUUCCCUCAUCUCAUCCAACGGCUACAUAUCGCAUAUCAAAUUCGAGGGCAAAUCUUUGUUCGGCUCAGGGCAUAAAAAUGGGUUCCACGCAAGAUUUUUCCAUGCAGACAAGCCUGGUGAGACCAUCUACGAAAUCGAGGGAGCGUGGAACAGCACGUUUACCAUCAAGGACGCGCGGAACGGUUCCGAGGUGGAGACCUUCGACGUCAGAACCAUCAAGCACAAACCCAUGACUGUGCCCGACCUCUCAGAGCAAGACCCAUGGGAGAGUCGCAAAGCAUGGGGCGAUGUUAUAUCAUCCCUGCACAAAGGCGACAUGAAGGGCGUUUCAACUGCGAAGAAUGUAGUCGAAAAUGGCCAGAGGCAGAUGCGGAAAGACGAAGAAGCGAAGGGCGAGGAGUUUCAACACGUCUUCUUCAAAACAGUACCCAACGACCCGAUCUUCGAUAGAUUAGUAAAGCAUGACCCGCAAGCUUACACUGUCGAUCCGUCAGGCGGCAUUUGGAAAGUCGACAAGGAAGCCGCGAAGCAGCGACAGCGCCCGUUCCACGACAACCUCACACCAUCAAACGAAAGGGUGGGUGGAGCGCAAACGCAGGGGCGGACGCAAGAGGGCAGAAGAUCAAUAAAUGACCAAGAUCAGCAACGCAGUGGGGCUGCUGGCGCAGUGGGCACGGCAGCGACGUCUAACGGCUCUGCACCGGAUGGGCCGGUUCAAAAGGUCGGCGACGUGAGCCCACGUGCCGAACAACGUCCAGAUUCGGCAGUGGGGAGCAAAGGGGAGUCCCGCAGUCAACCGGCCAAUGUGACGGAGGUAAGUGAUGAGAUGGUUGAGAAUUUCUUGAGGGCAAAAACGAGUAAUGUACAGUAA
Molecule: messenger RNA, 1476 nt
Organism: Alternaria ethzedia
Lineage: Eukaryota; Fungi; Ascomycota; Dothideomycetes; Pleosporales; Pleosporaceae
Exons: 1
Coding region: 1-1476 (491 amino acids)
Biological process (GO): endocytosis; maintenance of cell polarity; exocytosis
Cellular component (GO): membrane; intracellular membrane-bounded organelle; cytosol
Molecular function (GO): oxysterol binding
Source: RefSeq, a predicted model, not a curated record